Messenger RNA from Apis mellifera (honey bee), 999 nucleotides. Its product is annotated as zinc finger protein 512B. The transcript is spliced from 4 exons. Lineage: Eukaryota; Metazoa; Arthropoda; Insecta; Hymenoptera; Apidae. The coding region runs from base 77 to 688 and encodes 203 amino acids. The record is from RefSeq and is a predicted model, not a curated record.
AUCGGUCCAUGGACGAGCUCUCGCAGUAUCCGUAUACGUUUCUACACCCACUGUUUCGAAUUGGUGGUUCGAAAAAAUGCUUCCCUGCUCCCCUGUGUUGGUCGCGCUUCUACUUGCAUCGCGAUCCGUGGUAGGCAGUAUCGAGAGUAGUUCCGGAGGUUGGCAGGGGAUAUCGGGUAGCGACUAUGGAACGGGGCACGGGGUGGAAUUGGUCGGGCACGGGUUGUCCGAUUAUGGCUCGUACGGGGGCGGUGGGAUCGGUCACGGGUUGUACGAGGGACACGUCCAGCAUCAUUACGCGCCGGCAGUACCCGUCAGCCAGCACGUCGAGAUUACCAAACCUGUGCCCGUCCCCGUUGUUAAAAAUGUCGGUGUGCCAGUUGCUCAACCAGUGGCGAUAGGAGUUCCACAUCCGGUCGCCGUAGGAGUACCACAACCUUUUCCAGUUCACGUACCGGUCGCGAAGCCGGUGGCGAUCCCCGUGGUGAAGACUGUGGCGAUCCCAGUGGAGAAAAAGGUUCCGUUCCCCGUGGAGAAGGUGAUACCUGUCCCGGUGGAGAAACACGUGCCCAUAACGGUGGAGAAGCACAUACCGGUCCCCGUGGAGAAGCCUUAUCCCAUCCACGUGCCUGUGUACAAGCACGUGUUCCAUCGGGUCAAGUCUCACGGUUACGGGUGGAGCCAUUAAAGAGAGAAACUUAUUUUAAGGAUAUUACGCGUGUAAACGUAACGUGUAUUUAGCUCGCCCGAUCUACGAAGAGAAGGAGGGAUGACAGACGAUGAUCUUCCUUCCGCGACGAUAACGAGUCUCGAUUACAUUUUGCUCGAGUGUAAAGGAAGCGUCGGGAAGGAGUGCGAAUGAGAUGAGAUUGUUCGCGCAAGGGGGAAUAAAAUAGAGAGAGCCAUUCUUCGAAGCUAUUUUCGUUCAUCGUGGUUCAAUGUUCGUAUAUUUCGUUACCUUGUUGUACCAAAUAAAAGAUGUACGAUUAUUAACCAAGA